Molecule: messenger RNA, 3153 nt
Organism: Fusarium keratoplasticum
Lineage: Eukaryota; Fungi; Ascomycota; Sordariomycetes; Hypocreales; Nectriaceae
Product: Mitochondrial presequence protease
Exons: 3
Coding region: 1-3153 (1050 amino acids)
Molecular function (GO): metal ion binding
Source: RefSeq, a predicted model, not a curated record
AUGCCGGCGGAAACGUCCAAGUCGCAUUUCCGCAAGAUUCAGAGCUUCAAGACUGACUAUGCUCCUUGCACAAUCACCCAGUAUGUCUCUGAGCGCAGCGGCAUGCAGGUGGUCGUCGCAGACCGCAAGGGACCCAAGAUCAACGGCUACUUCACCCUAGCCACCGAGAUCUUUGAUGACUCGGGAGCUCCCCACACGCUUGAGCAUCUCAUCUUUAUGGGAUCCAAAAACUACCAGUACAAGGGUCUCCUCGACAAGCUUUCUUCUCGAGCCUACUCUAGCACCAAUGCCUGGACGGCUACUGAUCACACAGCUUACACCCUUGAGACCGCUGGUUGGGAUGGUUUUGCCCAGAUCCUUCCUGUGUAUCUUGAACAUGUCAUUUUGCCUACCAUCACGGAUGAGGGCAUCGUGACCGAGGUGUGGCACAUUGACGGAGAAGGCAAUGAUGCUGGUGUCGUCUACUCUGAGAUGCAAGCUGUGCAGUUCCGAAGCUCUGAGAUUAUGGAUCUCAAGGCUCGUCGUCUCCUCUACCCAGAGAACGUUGGCUUCCGCUACGAGACUGGUGGUAUGACAGACGCUCUUCGUGUUCUCACCCCUGAGCGUAUUCGACAGUUCCAUCGGGACAUGUAUCAGCCUCGCAACUUGUGCUUGGUCAUUGUUGGAGAGGUGGACCAAGACAACAUGCUCCAGAUUCUUGACGAGUUUGAGGAGUCUAUCAAGGAUGAUAUUCCUUCUCUCGACACCCCAUUCAAGCGGCCUUGGAUCGACUCUGCUCAGCCUCCCAAGAUUAACGAGUCACAAAUUGUCACCGCUGAGUUUCCAGAGGAAGAUGAGAGCGUUGGUGAGAUUCUGGUCGGCUUCUUUGGCCCUAAUUGCAUUGAUCUCAUCACAUCGUCUGCUCUCGAGGUCCUCCUCACCUACUUCUGUGGUUCUUCUGUUUCUAUCCUUGAAAACAUCCUUGUUGAGCGCGAGGAGCUUGCGAGUUCCGUCUCGUACUGGCUGGACCCGCGUCCUAACUCGGUCAUUUGGCUUCAACCCACCGGUGUUGCCACUGAGAAGCUCGAGUUUGUCGAGAAGCGACUGUUUGAGAUUCUCAAGGAGGUUGUCUCGAAGCCCCUUGACAUGGACUACAUGAGAGAGUGUAUCCGCCGCGAGAAGCGUCAAGUCAAGUAUCAUGCUGAGACAUCCGAGUCUUUCUACGCCACCAACAUCAUUACGGACUACCUCUUUGGCAAACGAGAUGGAUCUACGCUCAAGGACCUCCAGAACCUUAGCGAGUACGAUACUCUUGAGAAGUGGACGGAUCAGGAGUGGCGAGACUUCAUCAGCAAGUGGAUAGCUGAUGCCCCUCAUAUCUCUAUUUUGGGCAAGCCCUCUGCGGAGCUGGCUCUGAAGAUGAAGAAGGAUGAGGAAGAGAGGAUUGCAAAGCGCAAGGAGGAGCUGGGCACUGAAGGCCUGGCCAAGCUGGCCAAGCGUCUUGAGGAUGCUAAGAAGAAGAACGAUGAGCCUAUCCCUGCCGAGGUCAUUGACCGUUGGAGUGUCCCCGGUACUGAGUCUAUCCACUUCAUCGAGUCUGAUACUGCUCGUGCCGGACGUGCUCGGACCAUUGGACUGGGGUCAGGCUCUGCGCAGAAGCUCAUCGAUGGGACACCUCAGGGCAACCUCCCUCUCUUCAUCCAGUUCGAGGAUGUUCCUACCAACUUUGUUCACAUCACUGUCCACAUCGGUUCUUCUCAGAUUCCUAACGAGUUGAAGCCUCUGAUGCCCAUCUUCAGCGACACUCUCUUUAACACUCACAUCACGCGAGAUGGAAAGCGAGUCGACUAUGAACAAGUCGUCAUGGAGCUUGAGCGAGACACUAUCAGUUACUCUCUCAGCUCUGCACGCUAUCUCAGCGACCCUGAUGGUAUCAUGAUCCAGUUCCAGGUCGAGCCUGAGAAGUACGCUGCCGCCGCCGAGUGGAUCCGUACCAUGAUGUUCGACACCAUUUUCGACCCUCAACGUCUUAGCGCUGCCGUUACCAAGACUCUGGGCGAUGUUCCCGAGUCCAAGCGCGAUGGCAAGUCUAUGGCCAACGAAGUCAGCGCAUCCUUCCAUUCGGAGAAGACGACUUUGGCCGUGUCACAGCGCGUUCUUGUCCGAGCUGUGUACCUGAAGCGGCUUAAGAAGCUCCUCGAGAAGGAGCCUGAGAAGGUUGUUGGCUGGUUCAACACUGUCCGCGACUCCCUCUUCACAUUCAACAACCUCCGCUUCCUCGUCACAGCUAACCUGGCCACGCUUCCUAACCCUCUGUCUACUUGGGACACUCUCUCCAAAUCCUUGACAGCCACAGAGGAAAUGAUCCCCAUCCCCAAGCCCGUGAGCCUACGCAGCGCUGAAGGUCGCAACCCUGGAUCCGUGGGUGCCGUUAUCGUUCCCAUGGGCACUCUCGAAACCUCCUAUUCCGUCUCGACAGCCAAGGGAUUGGAGUCACUCACUGACCCCUGCCUCGCGGCUAUCAUGGUGGCCAUUGGCUACCUCGAGGCUCCUGAGGGACCCCUCUGGAACGCUGUCCGUGGUGCUGGCUACGCUUACGGCUCCUACUUCUCGCGGGAUGUCAACUCGGGUCUUAUUUCGUACUUUGUGUACCGCUCCCCUGACGCCUACAAGGCCAUUAGCGCCUCGCUCGAGGCCAUCCGCAAGAUUGCCGACGGCGAGGUCGAGAUUGACCACCACCUGCUCGAGGGUACUAUUAGCCAGAUCGUCGUUAUGUUCGCCGAUGAGCAGUCCACUAUGCCCAGCGCUGCCCAGCAGAACUUUGUCCAGGGUGUCGUGCGUGGCCUGCCCAAGGACUGGGAUAAGGAGGUGCUUCGCCGCGUGCGCGCAGUGACUGUUGACGAGAUCAAGGCUGCUAUGCGUGAGACCAUCUUGCCCUGCUUCGAGCCUGGCAAGAGCAACAUUGUCGUUACGGCUGCCAAGAUCAUGCAAGAGGGCAUGGAGACGGCCUUCAAGGGCAUGGGUUACAAGGUCCAGACCCAUGAACUCAGCUACUUCCACGACGACUACGGUCUGAAGCCCGAGGAUGGCGAGGAGGAAGAAUCGUCCGAGGAGGAGGAUGAGCUGGCUGGUUCGGAAGGAUCUUAUGACUCGUUCGAGUCGGACGAUGAAUAG